GUGCCAUCCCAUCCCUUGCCAUCCCGUUGGCCGCCAUGUUUCAUUAGCUUGCGUCUUUGUCUGCAUUUCUCUCUCUAACCAUUUUCUAAUCUUUCCAUAGCUAAUUGAAUUGUAUAAUAAUGAACAAUCCACUUCUCACUCAUCAUCUUUGCAUCUACUUAAGCGCAGGGUGUCCUUCGGCAUCUGAAUAUCCAGAAAGAGAAAAGCUGCUGCUUAUAAAAGUGGCAAUUUGUUCUUUCCUGAACCAGCUGGAAAAGGUUGAAAUGAUCAGAACAAGGUGGGGAAACUAGUGAGAAGUAGUUUCGUAGAGAGAGAAAAUAGUGGGUUUUGUUUUUUUGUUGUUCUGUGAUGGGUUUGGAGGAGAAAAUGGAGGAGUUUUUGCAAAAAGUUGGGGGUUCUGCUGUUAUAGAUGGGGGGUUCGCCACUGAAUUGGAGAGACAUGGGGCUGAUCUCAACGACCCUCUGUGGAGUGCAAAGUGCCUCAUCACCUCUCCUCAUCUUAUUCGCCAGGUCCAUCUGGAUUAUCUUGAAGCUGGUGCCGAGAUUAUAAUUACAUCAUCUUACCAAGCUACUAUCCAAGGUUUUAAAUCAAAAGGCUUCUCUGAAAAAGAAGCAGAAGAGUUAUUGGUGAAAAGUGUUCAUAUUGCAUGUGAAGCCCGAGAUAUUUAUUGGGAGAGACACUCAAAAAGUUCAUGCAAUAAGUUUGGAAAUGGAAACGUUCUAGAACGAGACCCAAUUUUGGUGGCAGCCUCAAUAGGAAGCUAUGGAGCAUAUUUAGCAGAUGGGUCGGAGUAUAGUGGAGAUUAUGGGGUCGAUGUCACAUUGGAUACCUUGAAAGAUUUCCAUAGGAGAAGAGUUCAGGUUCUUGCUGAAUCAGGUGCUGAUUUGAUUGCCUUUGAAACAAUACCUAAUAAGCUAGAGGCCAGGGCUUAUGUCCAGUUGCUUGAAGAAAAUGACAUAAACAUCCCAGCUUGGUUCACUUUCAAUUCUAAGGAUGGGACUAAUGUUGUUAGUGGGGAUUCGCUACUGGAGUGUGCUUCAAUUGCAGACUCAUGUAAGAAAGUGGUCGCUGUGGGGAUUAACUGCACGCCUCCCAGAUACAUUCAUGAUCUGAUUCUUUUUAUCAAGAAGGUUACUACUAAACCAAUAGUGAUCUAUCCGAACAGUGGGGAGACAUAUGAUUCCGUAAUUAAAGAGUGGGUGGAAUCGGCUGGUGUCUCAGAUGAAGAUUUCGUUUCUCAUGUGGAAAAAUGGCGUGAAGCCGGGGCAUCCUUUAUUGGAGGCUGUUGCAGAACAACCCCGCUUACAAUCAAAGCUAUUUCAAGGGCAUUGAACAAGAGAUCAACAAACUCUUCAAAGCUGACUUGUAAACAAGAUCUUGAGGAGCUGUUUAAUUAAAGACAGCAAGAGAUCAACAAACUCUUCUGCGCUGACUUGUAGAUAAGAGCUUGAACAGUUACUUAACUGAAAAGAGCGAGAAGUCAUGAAACUCUUCAAGGCUGACUGAUAAACAAGAGCUUGAAUAGUUAUUUAACUGAAUAGAAAAUGGUCAGUAUGGCAACUCUUAACACAAUCCAAAACCUGGGCUCUUAUUUUCCUUUUCGUCUUUGUGGAAUAAUAAAGUGAUGGUGAUUUCAUGGAAUUUUAAGAAGGAUUCAUGCUGAAUCAUGCAAUAUAUCACAUUUUCAUGCA
This is a messenger RNA of Amborella trichopoda, 1692 nucleotides long. RefSeq names its product homocysteine S-methyltransferase 2. The record is from RefSeq and is a predicted model, not a curated record. Gene Ontology annotation, biological process: S-methylmethionine cycle. NCBI's taxonomy places the organism in Eukaryota, Viridiplantae, Streptophyta, Magnoliopsida, Amborellales, Amborellaceae. Gene Ontology annotation, molecular function: S-adenosylmethionine-homocysteine S-methyltransferase activity; zinc ion binding.